GGGUAAGUGCGAGCCUUGCCUCAGCCACAGCUGCUCCCAUGCCCCCGUGGGACUCCAUGGGCAAGAGGCUUCCUGCUCCCCACCCACUUUUGGCUCUUGCUUCCUCACCCCUCCUUGUCCCCUGGCUCCACACCUCCUCCUCGGCAGGGAUGCAGAUACCUGAGGUGGGUGCAGGGGUGGGAGCUGGGGCUGCCAAGGAUAAAGGGGGCCUAGGGGGGGCCCACAGAUCUCUGCAACCUCAAGGACCUGUCCCUCAGCCCCUCCACUUUCCCUGUCCCUCUCCUCCCUGCCAACCCCUGUCUCAUGUAGGGACCUUCACUAUCCAGCUGCUUCACACUUCUACCUUCCAAAACACCUCCUUUGUGGACACGGAGGGGAUAGGCCUGCUGGAAGACAUCAAACUUGGGUCUCUUGAUAAGCACACCUGGGACAUCCACUUCUGCCAGCCCUGGGUGCGUCCAGCCCUGCCCCGCAGUGAGUGGGACACCAUUGACAACAUGAUCAAGAUCUAUUUCCAUAAUGUCAUCCACCUGAGCAAUGAAGGGGCCAAACAGAAGGAUGUGCCCUACCCCUUUGUGGCUCAGGUCAUGGCAGGCUGCAAGCUCUACCCCAACAGGACCUCUCGGAUGUUCACCUAUGUGGGCUACAAUGGGCAGGACUUCCUCAGCUUGGACACAGACAAUGCCACCUGGACCCUCUCCCAGGACACCGACCUGGCACGGUACAUCAGGGCUGUCCUCCAGAACGACACCACCCUUGUUGAGGUCCUGGAGGCCAUCUUUAACAAUACCUGCAUCAAUGCCAUGGAGAUGUUCCUGAGUUACGGAAGGGCAGCUCUGGAGAGACAAGAGCUGCCCGUGGCCACGGUCUUUGCCCGCACGCCCAGCCCACACCAGCUGCUGCUGGUUUGCCAUGUCACCGCCUUCUACCCCCGGCCCAUCAGUGUGGCCUGGCUGAGGGAUGGCCAGGAGGUGCCUCCGGGCCCGCAGCUCAACACCAGCCCCGUCCUGCCCAACGCUGACCUCACCUACCAGCUCUCCAGCGUCCUGGCCGUGGCCCCCCAGGACGGGCACAGCUACGCCUGCCGCGUGCGCCACCGCAGCCUGGGCACCCGCAGCCUCCUCGUCCCCUGGGCCCCUCCUCAUAUUGCCCAGGGAACUCAGAGGUGGUGCUGAUCACAGGGCUCGUGGCCGGGCUGCUGGGAGCCGUGGCUCUUGCUGCCCUGCUGCUGCUUUG
This is a messenger RNA of Chiroxiphia lanceolata (lance-tailed manakin), 1236 nucleotides long. Its product is annotated as antigen-presenting glycoprotein CD1d-like. The record is from RefSeq and is a predicted model, not a curated record. Gene Ontology annotation, cellular component: external side of plasma membrane. The transcript has 4 exons. Gene Ontology annotation, molecular function: endogenous lipid antigen binding; lipopeptide binding; exogenous lipid antigen binding. Bases 39 to 1175 code for a protein of 378 amino acids. Gene Ontology annotation, biological process: antigen processing and presentation, endogenous lipid antigen via MHC class Ib; antigen processing and presentation, exogenous lipid antigen via MHC class Ib; positive regulation of T cell mediated cytotoxicity. NCBI's taxonomy places the organism in Eukaryota, Metazoa, Chordata, Aves, Passeriformes, Pipridae.